Molecule: messenger RNA, 4807 nt
Organism: Pelodiscus sinensis (Chinese soft-shelled turtle)
Lineage: Eukaryota; Metazoa; Chordata; Testudines; Trionychidae
Gene: TOP3B
Product: DNA topoisomerase III beta
Biological process (GO): DNA topological change; DNA repair; DNA recombination
Cellular component (GO): nucleus
Molecular function (GO): DNA binding; DNA topoisomerase type I (single strand cut, ATP-independent) activity
Source: RefSeq, a predicted model, not a curated record
GAAGCCGCCUGCGGGGCGCGCGAGGGCUGCAGUCGCUUUGCCAUGAAGCAGAAAGAUAAUACAGUGAGAACAAAGUGAAGUUUAUGCUAGGCUAAAAUCCCUUGAUUAAGUCUUCCAGCCCUUUGAACUCCAUAACUAAAAAUGAAGACGGUGUUUAUGGUUGCAGAGAAGCCUUCUCUGGCUCAGUCUAUUGCCAAGAUCCUCUCAAGAGGAAACAUGUCUUCUCAUAAAGGGCUGAAUGGGGCAUGCUCUGUUCAUGAGUACACUGGAUCAUUUAUGGGGCAGAGUGUCCACUUCAAGAUGACAUCUGUGUGUGGCCAUGUGAUGACUCUGGAUUUCAUAGGAAAAUAUAACAAUUGGGACAAAGUGGAUCCAGCAGAGCUUUUUAGCAAAGCCCCUACAGAAAAGAAAGAAGCUAACCCCAAAUUGACUAUGGUGAAAUUUUUACAGGUGGAAGGAAGAGGCUGUGACCACGUUGUUUUGUGGUUGGAUUGUGAUAAGGAGGGGGAAAACAUCUGUUUUGAGGUUCUUGAUGCUGUUCUUCCUGUUAUGAAUAAACCUCGUGGCACUGAAAGGACAAUAUACAGAGCAAAGUUCAGUUCCAUUACUGACACAGACAUCUGCAAUGCCAUGAACUCCUUGGGAGAACCCAAUCACAAUGAGGCUCUGUCAGUGGACGCCCGCCAGGAGCUGGAUCUGAGAAUUGGCUGUGCAUUUACAAGGUUUCAGACUAAAUACUUUCAGGGAAAAUAUGGCAAUUUAGACAGCUCUCUCAUCUCCUUUGGGCCAUGUCAGACCCCGACACUUGGAUUCUGUGUAGAAAGGCAUGAUAAAAUCCAGUCUUUCAAACCUGAAACUUAUUGGGUGCUGCAAGCCAAGGUGAACCAUGAAAAAGAAAGUUCUCUCACAUUGGAAUGGGAUAGAGUGAGGGUGUUUGACCGGGAGAUUGCUCAAAUGUUUCUAAACAUAACAAAGAUGGAAAGGGAUACAAAGGUAGAAUCUGUGAGUAAGAAGGAGAAAGCCAAACAGAGACCUCUGGCACUGAACACGGUGGAAAUGUUAAAAGUUGCCAGUUCUGCUUUGGGAAUGGGUCCACAACAUGCUAUGCAAAUAGCAGAACGACUUUAUACUCAGGGUUAUAUUAGCUACCCUCGAACAGAAACAACCCACUAUCCAGAAAACUUUGACUUGAAAGCAUCUUUGAGACAACAGACUAAUAAUCCUUACUGGGCAGAAACAGUAAAGGCAUUGCUGUCAGAAGGAAUUAAUCGUCCAAGGAAAGGCCAUGAUGCAGGGGACCAUCCUCCAAUUACUCCAAUGAGAGCUGCAACAGAAGCAGAACUAGGUGGCGAUGGAUGGCGUUUAUAUGAAUAUAUCACUAGACAUUUCAUUGCCACUGUUUGUGCUGAUUGCAAAUAUCUCCAAACCACCAUUUCUUUUAUUAUUGGUCCUGAACAUUUUACCUGUGUAGGAAAGAUGAUUAUUUCACCAGGAUUCACCGAAAUUAUGCCCUGGCAAAGCAUCCCAUUAGAAGAAAACCUCCCCAAAUGUGAGAAGGGAGAUGUUUUCCCACUCAGUGAAGUAAAACUGCUAGAGAAACAAACCAAUCCUCCUGAUUACCUGACUGAAGCAGAACUCAUCACUUUGAUGGAAAAACAUGGCAUUGGAACUGAUGCAAGUAUCCCAGUACACAUUAACAACAUCUGCCAGCGGAACUACGUCACAGUGGAAAAUGGUCGCAGAUUAAAACCUACAAACCUUGGCAUUGUUCUGGUUCAUGGUUACUACAAAAUAGAUGCAGAGCUGGUGCUUCCUACAAUCCGCAGUGCAGUAGAGAAGCAACUCAACUUGAUAGCUCAAGGCAAAGCCAAUUAUCAUCAGGUUCUGGAGCACACCCUUGAUAUCUUCAAAAGGAAGUUUCAUUAUUUUGUUGAUUCUAUUGCAGGUAUGGAUGAAUUGAUGGAAGUGUCUUUUUCACCAUUAGCUGCCACAGGCAAACCUCUUUCUCGCUGUGGCAAAUGCCAUCGUUUUAUGAAAUACAUCCAGGCCAAGCCAAGCCGUCUGCACUGUUCUCACUGUGAUGAAACAUACAGCCUUCCCCAGAAUGGUACCAUCAAACUUUACAAAGAGCUGCGUUGCCCCUUGGAUGAUUUUGAACUGGUACUGUGGUCUUCUGGAUCAAGAGGAAAGAGUUAUCCUCUGUGUCCAUACUGUUAUAACCAUCCACCAUUCAGGGAUAUGAAAAAAGGAAUGGGCUGUAAUGAGUGCACCCACCCAACGUGCCAGCACUCACUUAGCAUGCUUGGAAUCGGGCAGUGUGUCGAAUGUGAGAACGGGGUUCUGGUGCUAGACCCAACAUCAGGUCCUAAGUGGAAGAUGGCCUGCAACAAAUGCAAUGUGAUUGUGCACUUCUUUGAGAAUGCUCACAAAGUGCGAGUGUCGCCAGAGACCUGCGAGUCAUGUGAUGCAGCCCUUGUGGAUGUGGAUUUUAAUAAAGCUAAGUCUCCCCUCCCUGGUGACGAGACACAGCACUCAGGCUGUGUGUUCUGUGACCCUGUGUUCCAGGACCUGGUGGAGCUUAAGCAUGCAGCCAUGAGGCACCCUAUGCACCGUGGAGGACAGGGAAAAAGGCAGGGUCGAGGAAGAGGAAAGGGCAGAAGACCUGGAGGGAGACCCAACCCCAAAAAACCCAAGGACAAAAUGGCAGCGCUAGCUGCAUACUUUGUAUAAUGCUCACAUAACACCAAUUACAAGAUUUAAUUUGUAUAAAAUUUGUUUUCUUCUCAGUACAUUUUUAAAAUACCACUCAUCAUUAAAACUUUUCCUUAAAGUAAAAACGCUUGGAUCGUGUACAAAAUUGUUAUUUGCAUAAAUGCAAAUACUAAAAAAUCCCCCUGGGACCUUGACCAACUACAUGUUUAUAACUCCUUUAAGAUUUUAACUGAAGUUAAUUUAUUUGGGCACAGAACAUGGAGGGGAAGAAGGACAUUUCAGGAAAUUUACCUACAAGAAUUAUCUGUACAUGGCAGACAUAGAGACUUAACUCUCCCUAUGUAUCAUUCUUGAGUAGCUUUUGUCAGAGGUGCAAGAAUGGAUUAACAUCAGUGUCCCAUUAUUUUAACCUUAAGGUGAGUCUUUGAAAAUGAGCUUCAUUUGUAUCUUUUAAUGAUGAGCCCUCAAAAAUGGGGAAUAAUGGUGGUCUGUUAAAUUGCCAAAUCAGAACCUGCAAUAGGAAAGGAGCAGCACUGAUCACUUCAAAUCUAUAAUUACAUACUGUAUGAGGAAGAAGUUGCCCACAGAUUUAUAAGAAGGUAUGAAAAUGAGGGUAUGGCAGAGAGCAUUAUCAAAUCAUAGAAAUAGAGCUAGGAGGGACCCUGAGUCAUUUCAUCCAUCUCCUCCUAUACUGGGGUAGGUUUAAAUAUACCUUAACCAUCCCUGAGUGGUGUUUAUCUAACAUUCUUAAAAGUCCUUAAUGGGGAUUCCACUAGGGAUGUUAAAUAUCAGUUAAUUGAAUAGUCAGUUAACCCAAUUAAUGUAUUGUUUAGUUGACUAUUCUAUAGUCCCCAGGGAUGAGGCUGGCAGCCAGUGCACUCCACCUCCACCCCCGAGGAAACCCUUGUCACUCCGUGCUGCUGCCUUUGUAUCAAGAGGCAGCAGCAUAUGGGGUGCCAGGCGGAGCUGGUCCAUGCAGGGAGCCAAUUUAAAAAUCAGUUCCACUUGUACUGCUCUACUGCAUGGGGUGGUAGCAGCUGCCUCCUAAUAUGUUUUAAAUGCAAACUCGAAGCAGGAAUAGGUCCUGGACCUGGUGCAAGCCAGGACUGAGUCAGGUUGCUGGCUACGCUGCUAAAAAAUUUACUGGCAAAGAGCAAGGGAGAAUAUCUGUGUAGUCUAUAGCAUUAACCUAUAAGCUUUUCCUUAUCAGUUAAUUGAUUACACUAUUACAUCCCUAAAUUCCACUACCUCCCAAGUAACCUGUUCCAAUGCAUAAAAUGUAGUGCCCAAAACUGGACACAGUAUUCCAGCUGAGCCCUCACCAGUGCUGAGUAAAGUGAAACAAUUACCUCUGUUUCUUACAAAUGACAGUCCUGUUAAUAUUCUGAGCCCCUGUUCUUGCCUCUUUUACGUUGGUCUUGUAGCAUGAAAGGGAGGAGCAAAUACAAAGGAGCGUUCCCAAAGGGGAAAGAAAUGUAAUGGGCAUAUGAAUCCCCCAGUUUAUGGCAGGCCUAGAUGCAUCACAGGCGGAGGCUGUUCUGGCCCUUCUGUGGUUUGCGGUGGGUGGGGGGCACUUCAGUUUAGCCCACUGUUAUUUUUAGCCAGUUAAUCAAUUAACUGGGAUUUUACAUCCCUAUUGUGCACGUGGGAAGGAAUGGUAAGAGUAUUCUGGGCUCUACAUUCUGGAUUGCAGACCGGCUCAUACCUAGCCAAGUAAAGCUGCUGUAAAUUAGAGCAGGCCAUAGGAGCUGAACUUACCUUCUGAAAGGCAUACCAUACAACCUGACACUCAUCAUACAUCAAGUGCCAUCACUGGUUUCUCAGAUUUUUUUUUUUUAACUGUUGAUCUGAUGAACACUAAAGUCUUGUUUUAUCACUAGUUAACUGAGUUCAAAACAGGAUGCUAUCAUACUUUUAUAUGUAACAGAUGCAGAAGUGACAGGUGUCAGAUAAAUCUCUAUAAACAUUUAUUCAUAAAUAUAUUGGUGAGGUUUAUACCACAGCUCAGAAAUGAAGGUGUUUUCUCUUGUAUCCUUUAAAGCAGAAUUGUCACAUUAUUUGCUGUCAAUAAAAAUAUGGUAAACCACUGCCAAUA